AUGAGAAUAAAUACAAGCUCUUCCUUCCUUCCACAGAUAGAACUCUUUGAGUUCAAGGGGGAGGACCUCACAGAUGAAGAAGAUGGUGGCAUCAUCCGAAGAAUCCGUAAAAAGGGGGAAGGCUACUCCAAGCCCAAUGAGGGUGCACUUGUAGAAAUCCAGUUCGAAGGCCGAUACAGAGAUCGUGUUUUUGACAGGCGGGAGUUGCGAUUUGAGAUCGGAGAAGGUGACAACUAUGAUCUUCCCCAUGGUCUGGAGAAAGCAAUUCAAAAAAUGGAAAAAUGGGAGGAAUCUGUGUUCUAUCUCAAACCUAACUAUGGUUUUGGAAGUGCUGGGAAGGAGAAAUUUCAGAUCCCUCCAGAUGCAGAGCUACAGUAUGAAGUGAAGCUCAAAAGCUUUGAAAAGGCUAAGGAGUCCUGGGAAAUGAACACAGAUGAGAAGCUGGAACAAAGCUGCAUUGUGAAGGAGAGAGGCACUCAGUACUUCAAGGAGGGGAAAUACAAACAGGCAGCAUUACAGUAUAAGAAGAUUGUGUCAUGGCUGGAGCAUGAAUCAGGACUGUCUGAUGAGGAGGAUACGAAAGCCAAAAGCUUGAAGCUUGCUGCCUACCUUAAUCUAGCUAUGUGCCAUCUCAAGCUGAAGGAAUACUCCCAGGCUUUGGAGAACUGCAACAAGGCACUUGAAUUGGAUAGUAAUAAUGAAAAAGGCCUCUUCCGGCGCGGAGAAGCACACUUGGCUGUCAACGACUUUGAAUUGGCCCGGGGAGAUUUCCAGAAAGUGAUACAACUUUACCCGAGUAACAAGGCUGCCAAAGUGCAACUGGUAACUUGUCAGCAAAAAAUACGGGAGCAGCAUGAGAAAGAGAAGAAGAUGUAUGCCAACAUGUUCCAAAGGCUUGCAGACAAAGACUUGAAGUCAGCUGCUGCUCUUCAGACCAGCCACACUCAAGAUGAAGAAAUGAAAGAUGAGCAGAAUGGAGUUGAAGAUAAAUCAGAAGUUGAGACAGAAGCAUAAAACCAAACCCUAUUCCAUUAGUUUUGUAAAUGAAUUUCUGGUGAAUUAGACCUUUAUUUUUCUACCUAGUUGGACAGUGGCUUCAGGGGAGCAGAGGCUGAAGCCACUAUGCCACAGUCAAUUACAGCUUUAUAUGUCUGUUGAAGAACCUGAGUGGCAGCAUAAAUCUGGUUUAAUCCUAGGGAUUUUAUUUAUUCAUUCAUUCAGCCUCUGUUACUAUUUGGGUUCUUUCUGGGUUUACUCUGCUGGGUUUACUUGCAUUUUGCCAUUGGUGUUUCUCUUUUUCUGGUUCCAGCUCACUUUAAUCCCAGGUUCUGCUUCCUGAAUUUAUUUCCUUGUUUUCUUU
Eurypyga helias (sunbittern) is the source of this 1360-nucleotide messenger RNA. It is a transcript of the gene FKBP4, whose product is annotated as FK506 binding protein 4, 59kDa. The record is from RefSeq and is a predicted model, not a curated record. NCBI's taxonomy places the organism in Eukaryota, Metazoa, Chordata, Aves, Eurypygiformes, Eurypygidae. Gene Ontology annotation, molecular function: peptidyl-prolyl cis-trans isomerase activity; protein binding. Bases 1 to 1014 code for a protein of 337 amino acids. The transcript has 7 exons.